Molecule: messenger RNA, 4550 nt
Organism: Gallus gallus (chicken)
Lineage: Eukaryota; Metazoa; Chordata; Aves; Galliformes; Phasianidae
Gene: ENS-3
Product: pol-like protein ENS-3
Biological process (GO): DNA integration
Molecular function (GO): RNA-DNA hybrid ribonuclease activity; RNA stem-loop binding
Source: RefSeq, marked validated
AGUAAGGCUAAGGUUACCUGGGGAAGAGCGCUCUCAGGAUGUCCCCAUGGUUGUGGGAACUCUCCCGCUUAAUUUGUUAGGACUUGAUAUGUUGAAGGGCAAAAGUUGGACAGAUGAUAAAGGGAGAGAGUGGAUGUUUGGUGUCCCUUCCCUAAAUAUCCGUUUAUUACAGACAGCACCACCACUCCCACCCUCCAAUUUGACCUGUGUUAAACCUUACCCUUUACCUCUAGGAGCACGUAGUGGUAUUAGCCCAGUGCUGGCAGAAUUAAAAGAACAGGGAAUUGUGAUACCCACCCAUUCCCCUUUUAAUUCCCCUGUGUGGCCUGUUAGGAAACCAAAUGGCAAAUGGAGAUUGACUAUUGAUUAUUGUAGACUGAAUGCUAACACUGGACCACUAACUGCAGCAGUGCCUAACAUUUCUGAAUUAAUAGCAGCUAUCCAAGAGCAAGCUCACCCUUUUAUGGCCACCAUUGAUGUUAAAGAUAUGUUCUUUAUGGUUCCCCUACAUCCCGAUGAUCAACUCCGUUUUGCUUUUACAUGGGAGGGCCAGCAGUAUACCUUUACCCGCCUUCCUCAGGGGUUCAAGCACUCCCCAACUUUGGCUCAUCAUGCCCUGGCAAAAGAACUUGAACAGAUCCCCUUGGAGGAGGGGGUUAGGCUUUAUCAAUACAUUGAUGAUAUCCUCAUAGGAGGUGAUCAUUUGACACCAGUAAAAAUAAUGCAUGACAAAAUAAUCAAACGACUAGAGGAGCUGGGAUUGACGAUUCCCCCAGACAAAAUCCAGUCCCCAGCUGCUGAGGUAAAAUUCUUGGGCAUCUGGUGGAAGGGUGGUAUGGCCUGCAUUCCACAGGAUACCCUCUCAGCUUUAGACCAACUCAAAAUGCCAGAGAAUAAGAAGGAAUUACAGCAUGCUCUUGGACUUUUAGUGUUCUGGAGAAAACACAUCCCUGAUUUUUCUAUUAUUGCCCGUCCAUUGUAUGACUUGUUGCGAAAGGGAGUAUCAUGGGGAUGGACCCCUGUUCAUGAAGAAGCCUUGCAGCUUCUAAUCUUUGAAGCUAUCACCCACCAGUCCUUAGGUCCUAUCCAUCCCUCUGACCCUGUACAGAUAGAAUGGGGAUUUGCUCACUCAGGAUUGUCUAUACAUCUUUGGCAAAAGGGCCCAGAAGGUCCCAUUAGACCUAUUGGAUUCUAUUCCCGCAGCUUUAAAGACGCAGAGAAACGAUACUCUCAAUUGGAGAAGGGGCUAUUUGUUGUUAGUCUAGCCCUGCGAGAAGCUGAGCAAACUAUAUGACAGCAGCCCAUAAUACUGAGAGGCCCAUUUAAGGUUAUCAAGUCUGUGAUGUCUGGCACCUCUCCCCCUGACGGGGUGGCACAGCGAGCUUCUGUCCGAAAGUGGUAUGCUCAAAUUGAACAUUAUUGUAAUAUCUUUAAAGUCACAGAGGGUGCCCCGAAAACACUUGCCAUCCAGGAUGAUAUUCUGUCUACCACUGAUACUGACCUUCCCUCUGUUGUCCAGGUUGCUCCCCCAUAUUCAGACCAGUUACAAAAUGUCUGGUUCACAGAUGCCUCCUCCAAGCGUGAAGGAAAAGUAUGGAAGUAUCGGGCAGUGGCCCUACAGAUAGGGACUGACCUCACUAUUAUCACUGAGGGGGAGGGGAGCGCUCAGGUUGGGGAGCUAGUAGCAGUAUGGAGUGUGUUCCAACACGAAUCAGAGUCCACUACACGUGUGCAUAUUUAUACUGACUCGUAUGCCGUCUUCAAAGGCUGCACAGAGUGGCUUCCCUUUUGGGAGAAAAAUAACUGGGAAGUUAACCGUAUCCCAGUGUGGCAAAAGGAAAAAUGGCAGGACAUUAUCUCUAUUGCUAAAAAGGGACAAUUUUCUGUUGCAUGGGUUGCAGCACACCAGGAGGAUGGGACCCCUGUUAGUCAUUGGAACAACAGAGCAGAUGAACUUGCUAGGAUUGCUCCACUGAGACAAGGAGAACCGGACAGUGACAACUGGGAGAGACUUGUGGAGUGGUUGCAUGUAAAAAGAGGGCAUACAGGUGCUCUUGAUCUCUACCGUGAGACCCAAGCCCGUGGCUGGCCUGUUACCAGGGAACAGUGCCGCACUUGCAUUUCUGCUUGCGACCUAUGCCGCACCCAUCUGGGCCAACACCCCUUACAGGAUGCUCCUCUCCAUUUAAGGGAGGGAAAGCACCUAUGGGAAACAUGGCAGAUUGAUUACAUUGGCCCCUUCCGUAAAUCUGAAGGUAAACAGUAUGUGCUAGUAGGUGUAGAAAUAAUCUCUGGCCUACUUCAGGCUGAAUCUUGCCCUCGAGCAACAGGGGAAAACACUGUAAAGGCACUAAAGAAAUGGUUUAGCAUUCUUCCAAAACCCACUUCCAUCCAAUCAGAUAACGGCUCUCAUUUCACCUCAGGGGUAGUUCAAGAAUGGGCCAGGGAGGAAGGCAUUCAUUGGAUCUUUCACACCCCCUACUACCCGCAGGCUAAUGGCAUUGUGGAACGAUCCAAUGGCCUCCUUAAGAAAUUUCUGAAAACGGAAAAAACCAAUUGGUCCACCCGCACCUCUGAUGCGGUCAGAAGGGUAAAUGAUCGCUGGGGAAUUAAUGGCUGUCCUCGAUUCAACGCUUUCUACCCCAAGGCCCCGCCACUUCUCCCAAUUACUCUUAAUCCAGAUAAGUUAGAAGAACCAUCUUAUUCCCCUGGCCAACCUGUGUUGGUCGACUUGCCUCAUGUAGGGCCAGUACCCCUGACUCUAAUGGAAUCUCUUAACAAAUAUACUUGGAGGGCCAAGGACGCCCGGGAAAAGGAAUAUAAGAUUAACGCUCGCUGGAUUAUUCCCUCAUUUUAACCAUAUUAACAAAGCCCAAGAGGGCAAGUCGAUGUUUUGUUUUGUUUUACAGAAGACCUUCGUGGGACUCUAGUUGAACACAGUAGCAGCAGAUCUUAAUUAUUGGUGUUUUGGUGAUUAUCUAUGCAACACUCGGGUAAAACGUUAUUUUUGUUAAUCUGGGCUGUGACCUCUGUAACAGUCAGUCAUCCCCUUACAGAUGCUGGGGGUGGGGAAAAUGGUAUAAAAAACUCUUUUUUUCAACUGGCUGAGCAAGGAGCCAAUGUCUAUAACUUAACUAAUUGUUGGGUCUGUGGAGGACCCAUGGGACUUGAAACUUGGCCCUGGGUGUCCACCCCUAUUGCCCCUAAAUGGCUUGCAAGCAACUACAGUGAAGCUAACCCCAGUACCCACUGAGAAGAUAAGAAUAUGUCUCCAUGGCCAGUACAAUAUCCUGCUAUGGGAAUGUAUUGUCUGAAUCGUACACAACCUGGUGGUAUCUAUGUUGGGACUAGCAAUUGUACUUGGGUUUAUCGUAAAGGGACUCAUGGAAUAGUACCACAGAUAAGGGAUGAUCAGUGGGGAUGGUACAAUCAGUCGGGAAUGAGACACAGGUUUUCUCAUUUUUGGUCCUCCACCAACAACACUCUGUUUACUGAAGCUGGAGGGAAGAAAUGUAUAUGGAGGCCUGAUGCGGGAGCUUGGAAAUGUAAGUGGUGUAAGGAUGAAAGUAUAACUGGUAACGGCUGGAACUGCAAUGUGUUAGGACAUCCUUUUGGACCUCUCAACACCACAUACUUUCAAGCUAAGGAACAUGUAAACGAAUUAACCAACAAAUGGAAUGGACCUUUCGAAAAUGGCUCAGUAGCGUUAAAGGGACAUUACUGGAUUUGUGGUCAUUAUGCGUAUAAACGACUACCUGCAAAUUGAACUGGGGUAUGUUAUGUUGGAGUAAUCCGCCCGAUGUUCUUUUUGCUCCCAGGAAAGGAUGGCAGUGAAUUAGGUGUCAGAGUAUAUGAUGAUCUGAACCGACACAGGAGGUCUAUUGACACUUCCCUAACACGUGGUAGUGGCCAAACUUGGGGCAAAGAUGACUGGCCCCCUCAACGUAUAAUCAAACACUACGGGCCAGCUACCUGGAACCCCAAUGAAUGGAUUAGUGGUGCUCAAGAGCCCAUCUAUAACCUAAACCGUAUUAUCCGAUUACAAGCCAUCCUUGAAAUCAUUACUAAUGAAACAGCCUAUGCCCUUGAUCUCCUUGCAGAUCAAGCCUCACAGAUGCGGGCGGCAAUACUCCAGCAUCGCAUUGUUCUGGACUACCUGUUAGCUGAAGAAGGGGGUGUCUGUGGCAAAUUAAAUGAUUCUACUUGCUGUCUAAAAAUUGAUGAUAAUGGUAAAGUAGUUAAACAAAUUGCUCAAGGUAUACGGAAAAUAGCCCAUGUUCCCGUCCAAACAUGGAAAAGCCCAGACCUCGAUCUCUUUUCCUGGCUCCCAGGUGGCCCAUGGGUAAAACGCAUCUUGUUUUAUUUAUUGUGUGCUGUUGUAACUCUCAUGUUUGUCCCUUGCAUGAUACCAUGUUUCAUUCAACUGAUACAGCGUGUUGUUUCUUCUAUGUACUUUGUAACCUCCUCUACUGAGGGGGAUGUCAAGCACAUUAGGGGAACGUUUGUAACCAAGACUAAGAAAUCUUUUGUAACGAUUGUAUAAAACAUUU